GCCGAGGUGGUUGACAUCGGCCCUCAGAAGACCCGUAGUAUGCUUCGUACCUGAAUGAGAUGUAACUGACAGCAAGAAGACAUCCGCACGAUAGCAAUGACCCUUUCCUUUCAAACGGUGCAUCCGAGUCGUCUCCAAAGGAACAUCAGGCCAGCUUUAUUAUCGCAACUCCGCAUUAUUACCGCUCGCAUUCCAGCACGCGGCUACUCCACCCCAUCCACGAUGGCCUCAGACCCGAUCGUCGAGAAGCUCAAACAGUUCCCGACCUGCGACAUCUCGGGCGCCCUCGUGAAGCUAAAGUACCGCAACGGCGGCUUCCUCUCAGGCCUUACGCUCUGGUCUCCAGAGCGCCAGGCGGGCGACACGAGGAUCGUCGGGCCGGCGUACACGGUCAAGUACGCGCCGCUGUCCGACCCGUCGCCGAAGCACCCGAGCCACUACAUCGACUCCGUCCCCGCGGGCGCCGUGGUGUUCGUCUCGGCGCCGGCCAAGACGCCCAACGCCGUGUACGGCGGGCUGAUGACCGCGCGGGCAAAGGCGCUCGGCGCCGUGGGCAGCGUCAUCGACGGGCGGUUCCGCGACCUGCACGAGCAGCGGGAGCAGGGGUGGCCGGUGUUCGCGCGGGACGUGGGCACCGCGCCUCCGCAGGAGCUGCUCAAGGUCGUCGGCGUGGACGUGCCCGUCAAGCUGGCCACGGACGAGCAGGACAUGGAGAUCAGGCCGGGCGACUACAUCAUCGGGGACCUGAACGGGGUCGUGGUCUGCCCCAAGGAGCUUGCCGAGGAGGUCAUUCCGAUAGUGCAGAAGAUGGUCGACGCGGAUGAUAAGGUUAUGGCUGCGCUGCAGGAGGGGAUGGGCUUUGAGGAGGCUACCAAGAAGUUCAGAGGCUGAAUCUCUAUGGCCUGGACGUGAGUACGGAUACUACACAGUUUAUCAAACUUAAGCUAGACUUCAUCUACUCACGCAGACCUACAAUCCUUGUGAGCCAAGGAGAUUAUGCCUCUGCCUAUGAGACUGGAGUGAGAGCAGGCCGGUAAAUGUGCGGAGAAACCUUGCAUUUUCAUGUAAGCCUCCCGGACUUGAUAUCAACGGGAAAGUGUACGUAUCGCAUAGUUUCACACGGCCAGUCUUCUUUUGCUGUCUCGUUCUAGGGUCACCACGUGUGGUUUCGUUUUUAAUCCCCAUACAUG
Molecule: messenger RNA, 1190 nt
Organism: Diaporthe batatas
Lineage: Eukaryota; Fungi; Ascomycota; Sordariomycetes; Diaporthales; Diaporthaceae
Product: bifunctional 4-hydroxy-4-methyl-2-oxoglutarate aldolase/oxaloacetate decarboxylase
Exons: 1
Coding region: 97-891 (264 amino acids)
Source: RefSeq, a predicted model, not a curated record